Molecule: messenger RNA, 4570 nt
Organism: Notolabrus celidotus (New Zealand spotty)
Lineage: Eukaryota; Metazoa; Chordata; Actinopteri; Labriformes; Labridae
Gene: znf644a
Product: zinc finger protein 644a
Exons: 6
Coding region: 234-3761 (1175 amino acids)
Biological process (GO): regulation of transcription by RNA polymerase II
Cellular component (GO): nucleus
Molecular function (GO): RNA polymerase II cis-regulatory region sequence-specific DNA binding; DNA-binding transcription factor activity, RNA polymerase II-specific
Source: RefSeq, a predicted model, not a curated record
AUCGUGAUUGUUUUCUUACAAAGAGUCAUUAGUAUACCGUAUUAGUGAAGCAUUUUUUUCUGUUACGUUAAAGCCAAUUGUAUGUCCUGUUACCCUUACAAAAGAAAUGAUCUGUCCCACACCAGACCACCACGGAAAAUGGCGACGGUAAAAUAGAUGGAAGACGAAAGUGAGAUAUUAGUCAAUGCAGCGUUUAAAUUGUACCCUGUCUUCGUCUGCACCGCUUGGAGGUCAUGGCAGCUGAAAUGUCAUGUCUGGCAGAUGUUGAUGAAGAUGACAAAGAUGCAGAACCUGAGAUCAAUGCCUUCACACUCCUCCAGGAGCCUGUGAGAAUGCCACAAGAAUCUGCCUCUUGCACUGAUUCUUUCAACAAGCCUUCUUCAAAACAGAACAGUGUCCUAGAUGCUCUGUCAAACACAGAUAUGCUGUCUUCAGUUGGCCUGGGAAAUGGACCAUCCUCGCACCAGGCUACACAAGCCCAUGAUCUCAACAGUCUCUCCACAGACAAAGAAGAGUCAAAAAGCAUCACUCCACUAAAAAAUGUGCAGGAAAUUGACACCGCAGGAAUUUGGGGUUUUGACGAAGACUCACCUGAUAACUCGUUGGAUAAUUUUAGUGGUGCCAGUAACCUUCAUUGGGACCCUCACAAAGAGUUUAUGCAGUUUCUAUGGGAGAGCCAUGGUGACUCCCCUGGUGAGGAGCCUAAAGAUGAGGUACCUUCUGCCAAUAAUCGAAGGAGAAGGAAACGGAAAAUGGAUAUGGUUGUCAUGGUGGAUCCUUCAGAGGACCUUUAUCCUGAUCUGAGCCCCAAGUCAUCUGAAGAGUUAUCUGAUGCCGAAGGCCUUGAAGACUCUAGCAAAAGCCAAGGGUCUAGGAAGUUUUCCCAGUCACCAACUGAAAAAGUGUCCAAGUACCCCAAUGGAUCCGUGAAGGCCAUCAAGGACAUUCUUUACAAUGGACCUGCAAGAAAUUCACAUGAGAACAGUAUAAAUUGUGGACUUUCACCACUGAAAAGAAGGCUGACAAUGAAUUCUCAUUCAGAGGAGAAGCCUAAAUGUUACCCUUGCUCAAAAUGUAAGCUCAUUUUCCAGAAAGAACAUCAUUUGCGUCGUCAUAUGAAGACCCACGUUGACCAUCCUAACAUCUCGCCAAAGCCCUUUAUAUGCCGCGAAUGUGGACAGGCCUUCAGACAAAGUGUUUCACUGAUUGCGCACAUGUCUGUCCACCAGGAAAAGAGAGAACAACUCACCAAAGAGAUCAAAGGCAUGAAUGAUAAAAAGAAACAAGAGGGAAAAAAGCUUUUCUGCCCUCAGUGCCCAUUUGUUACAAACUGCCCAAAUACGUUUGUUCAACAUGCAAAAACCCAUGAGAAGGACAAAAGGAAGUUUAGAUGUGACAAAUGUAGCUUCAGGUCUCUGGAUGAAAAUGAUCUAAGGAGGCAUACCAUUUUGCAGCACACCGUGAUCACAGUUGGGAAGCGGGUCGAGAAUGAGGACCCUGGAUCUUUUGCUUGUAACAGUUGUUCUUAUCGAGCUUUUAGCAAAAGUGUUUUUAAAAAUCACCUUUUGCGACGCCAUCAACAAACUUACGAGGAAUACGAAGCUUUGCAGUGUAUUGAAAGAAAAACAUCCCCAUUCAAGGAGAAGCAUGGGCCUACUUGUGAAACACCUGUUGGAGAUGCAGAGUUUACAUCCAAAAUCUUGAUAAAAGAUCACAUCUCUUCUAAAAGAGCUUCCUCACCGUGUGAGUCCAGUAACAUUUCAGACUUGUUCAAACAUACUAAGAUUAGGAGAGGUCUCAAGCCCCAACUAACAGAAUCAAAGCUUGACAAGUCUAUUAAUGUUCUCCUGUCUCGACAAAGACAUGGAAAGAAGACCGCAGAACUGAAGAAGGAAAGCAAUAAUUGCAGCACAUCUGUCCAGAAUUCAAAAAGUGACAAAGACGGCUCAGAUCAGUUGCCACAAACAUUAGCUGUCAAGGUUGAAGAUUCAGGUUUAUCUCCAGUUUGCGAUAGGGUGCUAUGGAAUGAAGGCAAGAGUGAUCUUAACUGCAUUAGUGCACCCAAGAUGUAUGAAGAUCAGUCAACAGUCAAAAAGUCCCCGUCUAAACGAAAGAUGUCCACCCCAUAUCGCAAUACCUCUGAUCAAGACUCAUGCUUCAUCUUACCAAAACCAAGCCCCAAGAAAAUAAACCAGGAUGAAGAGUCGGACUAUGACGAAAAUGAUGUUUUUACGUUCAAGGAGGCAGAUUUCAACACCAACCGUUUUGACAAGGACAUCAAGAAAGAAAAACCCAACAUCAUUUACACGUAUAGCAGAAGAAUGUCCAUGAGGGGUGCUCUGCAAGCCUCUAAAAGGCUGUUUGAAAAGAUAAAGACCGAGGAGCAAGACCCAGACCAAGACGAAGAUGAAGACGAAGACCAUGAACAAGACCAAGAUAACCCCGAAAUCAAAGAAGAAUGCAUGGAAACCGAAGUAUUUCAAGAAAACUUUGAGACCCAUCAAAUACCGCUGAGUGAAUCCUUCUCAGACGAUAUGUCAGACUCAGAAUCCGACCGUAAGAACUGUCCAUAUUGUCCCGCUAUCUUUGAGUCAGGUGUUGGGUUGUCCAAUCAUGUCAGAGGGCAUCUUCAUAGGGCUGGACUAAGCUACAACGCACGCCAUGAAGUGCCUCCUGAGCAGGUAGCCUCUCAUGAUAGAAGACCACGAAUUCGACGGAGGAUGUCUGCAUUCCGCAGAUUGAGAAAAGCGUUACAGAUGGAGUCAGAGUCUGAAGCUGUGAAGAGCAUUCACUCCUGCCCAUUAUGUGGGGACUCAUUUGAUAACAGGACUGGACAGUCCAACCACAUACGGGGCCACCUCAAAAAGCUUGGUAAAACUUUUUCCAAAAAGAGCAAAUCUCCAUUAUUUUUACUCCGGGAGCUGAUGCGUGACAAGAAGGAGUUCCAGCGAGCACUCCAAAUUUUAGGAAAGAGACGAAACCAUUUCCAAUAUGGUGUUUCACCAAAGCUGUCCGGUGUAGAUUGUUUCAGGUCACACCCCAUUGGAAUCCCAAAAAGGAAUUCUAUUUCAAGUGUUUGCACUGAAACCGGACCACGGAUUUUCCCCACGUUUUCUUUAGCAGAAAUGGAAUCUGAUAAAAGGCAACUAGAGACUAAGCUGGAUGUAAAAAAUUCACUCUCUGGCACAACUGCCUUAAUAGGAAUUCUGAAGAAGAGGAAGUGUCAGGAAGAUGCCAGACCAAAGGGGUCCUUUCAGAUGUCAAGAAACCCAUUAGCAGUUCCUUCAAAUGGUGAGCUCUGUCCAGGAUCAAGAGUUGCAUCUUCACUGCCACGGUCAACAUCAGAGAAAGGUGAAUUCAACAGGAAGGUGUGUGUCCAUUGCAAUGCAUCUUUCCAUAGCGGCGUUAGCUUGUCAAAUCACCUCCGGGCAUAUGCAAAACGAAAAAGGACUGCCUUAGAGGAAGGAACAACAUUUGACUGUAAAAUAAGGAGACAACGCUCAAGGCCUGGUCCAAAGAAGAAGACACUGCCCUUACCACAAACUCCAGAGGAAAUGUACAGACUCACCUGCAGGUUCUGUGACCUCGUCUUCCAGGGCCCCCUUUCUGUCCAGGAGGACUGGAUCAAACAUUUACAGAGACACAUAAUGAACACUAGUGUCCCUCACACGGGGCUUGGCAUGGUAGAGGUCACCUCGCUGUCCAAAACCCUUAAGACUGACCAAGACAGCUCUCUGACGGCCACAAACGCUGCCUCAUGAAGCCAGUGGGGACCUUUUUAGAUUUCACUAGACUGUAUGUGUAUGUACAUUGGAUGUUGUUUCACUUCCUUUUUUUUUAAGUCAAUGAAAUACUGGCCAAAAGUACAAUAUUGCUCAAUGAAAGAGAUAAUGUUGGAAAUUUAGAGAGAUGGUAAAGUUAAUUAUUUUGGAUAUUGUUACCUUUUUCUGUUUGUACAUGGUUUCCAAAUGGACGGACUGUUUUCUCUUGUUUUAUGCAGUAAUGUAGUGUGGAAUCCAUUUCUAAUGAAGACAACUUUUACCUCAGAUUUCUCAUGGUUUGAGUCAGUUUUUGUCAAAAUUUGGGAGCACUAUUCUCCUGUAUCAUGUUUUCACAUUAACAAGCUACAUAAAGUCAUUUUUCUUUUGUACUGCAACCAGUUCCACAGUCUUUGUUUUUUAGGCCACACAAGAAUAUUUCGACACAGCAGCAGCACCCGAAAGCUCACAAUAAAACAGCUCCAAGAAUCACAAGUCGAAAAGUGAGCUACUGAACAAGAACAAAAAUGAAAAGUGUCUGCAAACUUUGUUAUGCAUAGAAAGUGUUUUAUAGUAUUUCAGUAAACGCAUUGUUUCUAAUUCAAAAACAGAAAUUUAAACUGAAGGUGGUUCAAAAAAGACCUAACAAGCACCAGACCAGUGCUGAGGAUACCCUUCAUACAACAUGUCACCUAUAUUUAAUGUUUAAAUAUACUGUUUUGAGAUAAUUUAAUUUUAAAUGUACUAUAUCACAUAGAUACAAUGCUUAAAAGAUUUGUGUUGUUCUAAAUAAAUAAAAAAAAAACAAGGAA